GGACGGAGGAGCAGCUCCCUCUGGCGGCCGCGGGUCACACAUAAACGGUCCGCGGGCUCGGUGGCGGUCAGUGUGAGGCGAGCUCUCGCUCCGGUGUGGCGAUGAGCUCCGAGCGGUCAGCGCCGGCUGGCUCCCCUGCUCCUCCUUGCUCGGAGCCCGAAGGAGGGGCGGCUGACUACCGCGACUGGGUGCGGCGGAGCUACCUGGAGCUGGUGUCCUCCAACCAUCACUCGGUGCAGGCGCUAUCCUGGAGGAAGCUCUACCUCAGCCGGGCCAAGCUUAAGGCGUCGAGCCGGACCUCAGCGCUGCUGUCCGGCUUCGCCAUGGUGGCCAUGGUUGAAGUUCAGCUGGAGAUGGACUAUACCUAUCCCAAGUUCCUGCUCAUUGCCUUCAGUGCCUGCACAACAGUGUUGGUUGCUGUCCACCUCUUCGCUCUCUUGAUCAGCACUUGUAUUCUCCCUAAUGUUGAAGCAGUCAGCAACAUACACAAUCUCAACUCUGUCAAUGAGUCACCCCACGAGCGUAUGCAUUACUAUAUCGAGCUGGCCUGGGGCUUCUCAACAGCUCUAGGCAUCAUCCUCUUCCUCAUGGAGGUGGUGCUGCUUUGUUGGAUUAAGUUCCUCCCGGUUGACAGUAAUCGGAGGAAGAACGAGAAGAAUUCUGACGCCAAUUCUGAAGAAAGACACACCGGACGAGAUGCAGCUUUGACAUCCACUAUUAUCAUGGCACCAGUGGGCCUUAUUUUUGUGAUAUUUACCAUCCAUUUUUACCGAUCACUGGUAGGGCACAAAACGGAGCGUCACAAUCAGGAAAUUGAGGAACUGCACAAAUUGAAAGUGCAGUUAGACGGGCAUGACCGGGCCCUGCAAGUGGUUUGAAAAAUUAAGAAGGAAGAAAAGAAGUUAAUUGGUCAGAAUCAUUCUGAAAUUCCAAGCUUCUGCAGCUUAUUACAAAUAUCAAAAUGGGCUUUCCUGUCAUUUCCAGGAAUUCAAGUUUACAAAUAUGGCUUUUACGUGGCUUUGUGAUUUUACAGUACUUUCUUGCAUUGUCUUAAAAGAAAACAGUCAUUCUGUUUGAUACAGAAUCCAGGUGUAGGCUGGAAAUCGUGUGGAUAUUGUAAACUGGUUCAGGUUGCACUGAUGCCAUACCAGCGAGCAGCAAAUGGUCACUAACGACAGUUUAUCGCAGGGUUAAACUCUUUAGAGGCACCUGUCCAGAUUAAACUGGACAACCAGAGCAUAAAUGAAUUCCAAUUUUUGUCCAGUUACUUUGUUGUACAGUGCAGAUAUAACCGUUUGCUUAACCUGCUGGUACAAAGAGUGAAAGGCUGAUCAGACCAAUAUUGAAAAGCUAUAAUGGAUCAGAAGAUAGAAAUUGUUGAAUUUAAGCAGGAUUGGUGUUUGGUAUAGUUCUGGGUGGUCACAGUUUACUUUAGAUCCCUCCAUUCGUUAUUGUUGCUGACCAACAGCUUAUUGUCCUACCAGAUCCAAAUUGGAGUUAUCCCUGCGCCCAUUUAUUAUGAAAGUAUAAUAGUCUUCAAAACGUGAAGUGUUGCUGUUCUGGGAUGAUCCCACGUGUGGCAUUUCAUUCUGUAUUGUCACAUUGACACUCCAGUACAAGUACUGUCAUACUAAUAAUAAGAGAUUGGAAUCCUGAUCUGUGUAACCCCAUUUAAUGUAAUGCAAUGAGUAUUGUACAAUUUAUUUUGACCUCAGCUGAUGUUGCUUUAAACAGGUUUGAUGUACUCUGCAGUCAGUUUUUCAGACUUGUAAAGGGGAACUUGUGCAAAGAGGAAGAGAAAUUUUUAUAAAUUUCAAACCAUGCCUUUGUUCUCGACAGCAUGAUUUAUCAUAUCCUCAAUUCAGUUUUUAACCACAGACGUGUCCUGCUCUGGAAUUGGCCGCCUUCUGUUACAGUUUCAGUAUUUUAAUUUACCAAAUCUUAAUAGUGGAACAAUCAUUUGUCAGAAUGUCAAUAAGAUGCUAAAUUUCAGCUAGCUCUUCAAAUGUCAGAUAUAUAUAUAUAUAAAUAAAAAAAUAAAAAACCUUUUUGCAUGGGAUCUGGAGCAAACAAGCGAUCUUAACUGAGCCAAUUCUGAUAAUGAAAUACAAAACAUGGCAUUUUGGACCCUGUUUUAUUACCAGACUCUGGAAAGGAACGGCGGAGAGUGGUGUUUUAAUACCUAAUUAUGUUCAGCUUUGUGUUUUGGAGAACCCUGAGUUUAAAAUGUGUAAUUCCUGAUGAAGUUCUUUUAGGUUUGAGAAUGGUAUUCCUCCUGCGUUGCCUUCAGAUAUUUAUUUGUGUAGAGGAGACUCUGCUAUAUUGCAACCAUAAAUAGCGAGGGGACUAAGAAAGUGAACAGACUGGUUUCAGAAUUUAUAAAAUACAGAUUUCGAGGGCUGCCAAUUUAGUCAAGUUUACAUCUGCUACACAGUGACAGUAACAGCAAGACCUGAUCCUAACAAGUCCAGCACAGAUGGAAGCUCAGUGUCAGGCUGGACUCGAGCACGGUUGUGUCAUUGCACCAACACUCUUAAUCUUCCUCAUGACAAUAGAGCAUCUCUCCUUUAACAAGCUUUACACUGGAGUGGAAUGAAUGAAUGCCUUCAGAACCUGUAGCAUCCCAACUGCAGUCAUCUGUUUACACUAUACAGGCAGCAUUGCAUACAUGCACACUCAGAAACUGCUAUCCAAGGCUUGGCUGACUGAUGAAGUCCCUGUAUAUAUGAAAGAAUGGGUCUUAUACUGACCGACUAGAAGACAAAGGUCGUCUAGCAACCUGCACUAUUUUGCUCCCAACAUUCAGACUCCACUGUAGGAUCUGGAAAACAUGGAUCAUGCUUGUCUUAUCCUGGAGAUGGAGCUUCUGCUCAAUCAAAUCCCUCUCUUUGUUUUGGAGACAUGAAAAACUGCAAAGCAUAGGAAAAUUUCCAUCUGUACCACAGUAUUUCGGUGUCGGGCAUGAGAGAGCACACUGACAUUGUUAACUUACCUUGUCAAUGGAUUUUGCAGCCAGAGCAAAUCAUUGUCAGCACCCUCUCCCAAACAACCCAGUUACGAAACUUUGAUCAUGUGCCCCAUUUCUUCUGCAUUCCAUAGUAUCUGCUUGCCUGAUACCAGACUCCUGAAAGAAGCACCCGACUCCACAAUCUGUCACAAGACAUUUUCAGGAGUUCAGAGAAACUCUUCAGAGGCACUCUUGAAGCCUCUUGGGAGGAGUGUAACAUUGUCAGUGAGUCAUUGUAAUCCCUAGCCCAAUACUGCUCAGAUCGGGGGAGGAGAAUUGGGAAAGCUGUCUGUGUGACAAGGGCAUGUGAGCACCAUGCACUUAUAGCAGAAUAAGCGUCCUUAAUACCCAUCCAUCUUCCCCGCCAUCAUGCCUGUUCCACAUGGCAGAGCUUGCAGAUACCCCAUCAGACUCUUCAGCCACAUCAGAACUUGAGAAGGACUGAGUCAUCCUUGAGGGACUGCUUAAGAAGUUUGCACACACCAAAUUACCAGUGCAGAUGUCGCAUGUUUUGACUUGUGUGAUUGUGGCCUUGCUACUGAAACCAAUGACCUACAAUAGUUUCAGUGUACAAUUACAGGUGUCUCCUUUACAUUAUUGUCCGAUUGUACUUGAAUCAGGCAAAGUGUAGUCUUAAGCUUUCUCGUGUAUGGUAUAUGCCAGCCUAUUAUGUUUUCUAUUUAAACACUUAAUUGUCUUAAUCUUUGAAUUUGUACACUUCUGUGGCUUGAUACCAAGAUGUGGUAUUUAUUCUCUGUGCAGCAUUACAAACCUACUGCUACAGUAACUUGAAAAAGAGACAACAAUUGCUAUAUUAUCUUCAGCUUUGUAAAUCAAAGCUCUGGGUUAUUAAGCUGUGGCUGUUUUUUGAAAUGUAAAAUCUUUACUGGUACUUUGAUCAGUAUUUUCUGCUUGUGACUCCUGUAAGUACAGCAAACUGUGUAUAGCACCGUUUAAUAUUUUAUUAAUUGUGUAACUGUUGAAGUGUAGGUUGCAUUUGAAAUAAAGUAUUGUCAAACAUAUUUUGUAAUAUCAG
Mobula hypostoma (lesser devil ray) is the source of this 4043-nucleotide messenger RNA. RefSeq names its product ORAI calcium release-activated calcium modulator 2 (gene orai2). The transcript has 2 exons. Gene Ontology annotation, cellular component: membrane. The record is from RefSeq and is a predicted model, not a curated record. Gene Ontology annotation, molecular function: store-operated calcium channel activity. The coding region runs from base 102 to 878 and encodes 258 amino acids. Lineage: Eukaryota; Metazoa; Chordata; Chondrichthyes; Myliobatiformes; Myliobatidae. Gene Ontology annotation, biological process: store-operated calcium entry.